CAGUAAUCGGACAACUCUCUUUCUCACUGGGACUGGGUCUCAAGAGAUACGGCGCGGGGCUCCAUGGGUUCCAACACCUAAAAUGAAAAAGAAAAAGUAGUCUUGUAGUUUACGCUCACUGUGCUACAGAUUCUGGCAGCAGCUGAAGAAGCGCUUCAGAGUGUCUGCUGUCCACCUCUGCUGGACUGACUGAUCGGUCUGUAGACGAUUCUUGUUUUUAAGAAAGAGGACGGGAUAAACACGCAGGGAUUCAACCACAAUUGUAGUCUAUGGAAAUGCAGGAUCUAGCCAGUCCUCACAGCCGAGUAAGUGGAAGCAGUGAAUCUCCUAAUGGUCCCAACCUCGACAACUCACACAUCAAUAACAAUUCCAUGACACCCAAUGGCACUGAAGGUGAUAACAUCACAAUGCUUACCACUGCAGACUGGUUGUUAGGUUCUAACUCACAGUCCGCUGCAGUUAAAACCGAGCCAAUGAGCAGCAGCGAAAUCCUCACCUCAGUAGCAGACACCUCUCUAGACAGCUUCUCAGGAUCAGCCAUUGGAACCAGUGGCUUCAGCCCAAGACAAACUCACCAGUUCUCUCCACAGAUUUACCCUUCCAACAGAACAUAUCCGCAUAUUCUUCCUACCCCUUCAUCCCAAAAUAUGGCUGCGUAUGGGCAGACGCAGUACACCACAGGAAUGCAGCAGGCCGCAGCUUAUGCUAGCUACCCCCAGCCUGGCCAGCCGUAUGGCAUCCCAGCUUAUGGCAUAAAGACGGAGGGGGGCCUGAGCCAGUCCCAGUCCCCUGGACAGACGGGCUUCCUCAGCUACGGCUCUGGCUUCACCACGCCGCAGACAGGGCAAGCCCCCUACAGCUACCAGAUGCAGGGUGGUACUUUUACAACAACAUCGGGAUUGUAUCCAGGAAACAACUCCCUGACGAACUCCACCGGCUUCAACAGCACACAACAGGAAUACUCGAGUUAUCCAGCCUUUGGCCAGGGCCAGUAUGCUCAGUAUUACAACAGUUCCCCCUACACUUCACCCUACAUGACAAGUAACAACACUAGUCCCAGCACACCCUCCACCACCACCACCUAUACCCUCCAGGAGCCGCCCACUGGCAUCACUAGCCAGGCGCUCACGGACAACUCUGUCGGCAUCCCCGACAACUCUGCAGGAGAGUACAGUACCAUCCACAGUCCAUCAACCCCCAUUAAAGAUUCAGAAUCGGAUCGAUUGCGCCGGGCCUCGGAUGGAAAGUCACGUGGCCGGGGGAGAAGGAACAACAACCCAUCACCGCCGCCCGACUCCGACCUUGAGCGAGUUUUCAUCUGGGACCUGGAUGAAACAAUCAUCGUUUUCCAUUCCUUGCUCACGGGGUCCUACGCCAACAGAUAUGGACGGGACCCACCGACCUCUGUAUCGUUAGGCCUGAGGAUGGAAGAAAUGAUCUUCAACUUGGCUGACACACACUUAUUCUUUAACGACUUAGAGGAAUGUGACCAGGUACAUAUUGACGAUGUGUCGUCCGAUGACAACGGUCAGGAUCUAAGUACGUAUAACUUUGGCGCGGACGGUUUCCAUGCAGCGGCGACCAGUGCCAACCUGUGUCUGGCCACGGGCGUGCGCGGAGGCGUGGACUGGAUGAGAAAGCUGGCCUUCCGCUACAGACGCGUAAAAGAAAUCUACACCACCUACAAAAAUAACGUUGGAGGUCUGCUGGGCCCGGCCAAAAGGGAAGCCUGGUUGCAAUUGCGAGCAGAAAUUGAAGCCUUGACGGACUCCUGGUUAACACUGGCACUGAAAGCACUAACAUUAAUCCACUCAAGGUCAAACUGUGUGAAUAUCCUGGUGACCACCACGCAGCUCAUCCCCGCCCUGGCUAAGGUCCUGCUCUAUGGCUUGGGAAUCGUCUUUCCAAUCGAGAAUAUUUAUAGUGCAACCAAAAUAGGGAAGGAGAGCUGCUUCGAGAGGGUAAUUCAAAGGUUCGGGAGGAAAGUUGUUUACAUUGUCGUUGGAGACGGCGUGGAAGAGGAGCAAGGCUCGAAAAAGCACAACAUGCCCUUCUGGAGGAUCUCCAGCCAUUCAGACCUCAUGGCCCUCCACCACGCUCUCGACCUGGAGUACUUGUAGCACCACCACCACCACCACUGAACACCGUGCUCCACCUCACAACCCCUGCCACCUUUCACCUUCGCCCUCCAGCCCCCGUCAAACGCUUGCCGCAGACCCCACAGCCCAGAAAAAUGAAAAGAAAAAAAAAUCGCCGCCCCCCCCCCCCCCCCCCCUGCGCUGCCUGUCGUCCGUCUUCCACUUCACAGGGAGAAGAGAAGAGGAGGAUGGAAAAAGAAAAAAGAAGGCUGAGCACACGGUUAAUGUGCUGACACACCGUCACACUUUGUCUUAACCUGAACCUUUUUUCCUUUUUUUUUUUUUUUAUUUUGUAUCUGGAAGCGAAGGCGAGAGGUGAAUUUACGGCGCUGCAGCUGCUCGCCCUGGUUACUGUGAAUUGGCGGCGCUCUGAAGCUGUCGCAGUGUUUUACGGCGCCCUGUUUGUGCCGGGACUCUGUCAGGGUUCACACCUGUGAGGAGAGCAAGGCUACCGACGGCCCCGCCUGCCUCGCCUCACCUCGCCCCUCACAACUCAGCUCCAGCGCACCACAGGCCCCCCGACUACUGCUGGUGACAAUUCUCCGCUCCCUCUCGCCCCCUCCCUCUCUCUCUCCCUCUCUCCCCUUGCUCUUCUUUCCUUUCCUUAUCUGCCCCCCGCCCCCCCCCCCCCCCCCUGUCAUGGGACGGACAGACAAAGCGACUGCUCCUCUGUUAACUGUCGGCCUGGGAGUCCUGUGCUUCUUAUUUAUGAACGGAGACUUUGUGCGUGGCGCCGCUGAGAAGGAACCUCGGCGACAAAAGACUCGUGCCUUCUGCGAAGUACUGUUGAUUUCCACCGCAGCGAGAGGAAGACGUUUAUGGAAGAAACACAAAAAAAAAAGGGGGGGGGUUUUCUAAUAAUUUAAGAAAAUUACAAAAAACUUUAUUUACAAUGCUGAGACAAUCGUGUACAGAGGAAAUCUUCUUUUUUUUUGUGUGUGUAAGUUUGUAAUCACUGGACUAUUCCUUCCUAUAUUCAUUUAGGUACGUGCUCUUGAAAGGCGGCAAUGCUUCUUCAUGAAGUAAAAAAAAAAAAAAAAGAAUAAAGGCAUCCCAUCGCACGCGCGCUUUGUGCGACGCCUGGAAGUGUUGAUGUGUUUCGAGUUUUGUUCAGUAAACAAAUAUGUAGAUAAUGGGAUUUUGUGAUAAAUCGUUUUUGUCAAGACCAAAAGCAUGGAUGUCAAGUGUCAACGACCUUUCAUCGGAUUCUGUGAUGUUUUCUCGGCCUUACAGGAAACGUCAGUCAUUUCUAAAGCGUUACAGGUCUCCUCUAUUGCAAAACCUUUCUAGACUCCUUUCAAAGGGAAAGAAAUAUUUGUGUUCUUUGUUUUGUUUUUGUUUUUCGGAAAGGUAGCUCACAACUUGUUUCCUUACGGCAUCUCACCAGCUUGCAGCCCUGACCCCAUAUAUAUAUAUAUUUGAAGGCAAACUGAAUUCUGAAGAGGCUUUUUGGAUGUGGCAUAAGGCAGUGUCCUGCCUCCUAUGAGCCAUUUUAACAACAAAUUUGAAUAAAUCUGAUAUUUAAAAUAAUAAAAAAGGCAGGCUUGAAUAGGUUUUAUUAUCUUUUAUACAGGCGCUAUAAAAACUCUUGUACAGCGAGCGUAAUUUUGUAUGAUGUAGUGUUUUUAUUUCGACUUUGAAAAUACAUUCUGUGUCCCUGUUUUGAAGUAGCUGAACUACACGGAGCCCUUUCCAUAGCGCUUCUACAUCUGUGGAUGGGGAAACCAUAAUUAACGUUUAGAGAAAAGCCACUAACUUCGAGGGGUUUGUGAACAUACAGGACAUGUGCUAUCGACUGUGAAUUUCUUAAGCAGAAACUCGACUCGUGUUUCUCAUUUUUUCCUCCUUUGCACAUGAUCACUGCUGGCCUUUACAUUUCAAUUAGGAUCCCUCUCUCCCUCCCCCCCUAACGUUCCCCAACCCAUCCCCCCCACAUCUACUCGAAACAACUCCCCCCCCCCCCCGAGCUGCGGGGUAUCUACAUAUUGCUGCUAGAUCAAGGUGAUGGUAGGUAAAUAGAGGAAAUGUUUUAUAGAUUCAUACAGCACGCUUUUUUUAUUAUUAUGUUGCAAUCAUAAAUGCAAACUGGAAAUACUUCACACUACAUGGGCCUCAUUGUGAAACGCAAAAGAUUGUUGUGUCUGCAAAAUAUGUGUACAGAUGUUUUUGACAUUAUUAUUUGAUUGUGUUUAAAUUAAUAAAACUGAUUUGUGAACU
Messenger RNA from Platichthys flesus (European flounder), 4355 nucleotides. It is a transcript of the gene eya1, whose product is annotated as EYA transcriptional coactivator and phosphatase 1. The coding region runs from base 270 to 2120 and encodes 616 amino acids. The transcript is spliced from 18 exons. Gene Ontology annotation, biological process: positive regulation of DNA repair; negative regulation of extrinsic apoptotic signaling pathway in absence of ligand; multicellular organism development. The record is from RefSeq and is a predicted model, not a curated record. Gene Ontology annotation, cellular component: nucleus. NCBI's taxonomy places the organism in Eukaryota, Metazoa, Chordata, Actinopteri, Pleuronectiformes, Pleuronectidae. Gene Ontology annotation, molecular function: protein tyrosine phosphatase activity.